AUGGGCAGUCGAGCUUACGCACUGAAAAUGGCUGAGCUGCUUGACCCUGAAAAAGAGUACUUCUUCACCUCCACCUGCAGUUCUAAAAUAACAUCGCUUGAUGAUCAUAGCUCCCCAGGACAAAAGAAGUGUCUAAAUCUUGUGCGCGGCUGUCAAAAUUCUAAUGUCUUGAUCCUCGACGAUAUAAGAAACGCAUGGACAAAGAAAAAUCAGGACAAUUUGAUAGUAAUGCAAAAGUACUAUUUCUUCAAAUCCACUUGUCAUCUCAAUAAUGUUACCGGUCAAUCUCAUGCCGAGUUAAGGACCGAUGAAAGCGGUUAUCUUGAACACAUUCUUCGGUGUCUUCAGGGAAUCCACGAUAUCUGGACCAACAAUCCUAUCGACAUUGAUGUAAGGCAGGUGUUAAAAAUUCUUCGGAAGCGGGUGUUGAAGGGGUGUGUGAUUGUUUUUAACUCUCAUAACACUAAUCUGCGGAAAAUGGCAGAGGAGUUGGGAGCAACUUGUUCAUCACGAGCGGAUGCAUCAUCAGUCACGCAUGUGGUUGCAAUAAAUGCUCGAACGAAGAAUGAUCUUCUGGCACUGAAGAACAAGUUUUUGGUCUGCCUACAGUGGAUUGAAGCUGCGAGUUACUUGUGGGAAAAACAACCUGAACAUAAGUUCUCCAUCUUCAAUUAA
Rosa chinensis is the source of this 675-nucleotide messenger RNA. Its product is annotated as RNA polymerase II C-terminal domain phosphatase-like 4. The record is from RefSeq and is a predicted model, not a curated record. The transcript has a single exon. NCBI's taxonomy places the organism in Eukaryota, Viridiplantae, Streptophyta, Magnoliopsida, Rosales, Rosaceae. Gene Ontology annotation, molecular function: RNA polymerase II CTD heptapeptide repeat phosphatase activity. The coding region runs from base 1 to 675 and encodes 224 amino acids.